This is a messenger RNA of Venturia canescens, 1654 nucleotides long. It is a transcript of the gene asf1, whose product is annotated as histone chaperone asf1. The record is from RefSeq and is a predicted model, not a curated record. The coding region runs from base 311 to 913 and encodes 200 amino acids. Gene Ontology annotation, cellular component: chromatin; nucleus. The transcript has 3 exons. Gene Ontology annotation, biological process: DNA replication-dependent chromatin assembly. NCBI's taxonomy places the organism in Eukaryota, Metazoa, Arthropoda, Insecta, Hymenoptera, Ichneumonidae. Gene Ontology annotation, molecular function: histone binding.
CAAAUAUCGUUCCCGCUCUCGGUGUCACACACGCGAGAUAAAAGCACCUCGUCAACGUCGUUUGUUCAUUUUUCUCUUCAAGACAAACUGAAAUCAUCCUGAAUUUUUCUUGCAAUACACUAAAGUAAAAGAGAAUCUGUGCUAAUUCAUUUCACGUGUAAACUCUGAAAACGUUCCUCAACGGGAUAAAUUCGUCGCUAAGAUCGUGUUGAACUUGAACGAGAAAUUUCGUUGUCGUCGGUGCUUCGACGGAUUUUUUUUUUCAACGCGCUUAAAAGUCCAUUAACUGAAAGAAUAAAAAAAAAGCAUAAUGGCAAAAGUGCAACUUGCUAACGUCGCUGUUCUUGAUAAUCCAUCUCCCUUUCUCAAUCCCUUUCAAUUCGAAGUCACCUUCGAGUGCAUCGAGGAACUCAAAGAAGAUCUUGAGUGGAAAAUGAUUUACGUUGGUAGUGCAGAAUCAGAGGAAUUUGACCAAGUUCUGGACACUAUUUAUGUUGGGCCCAUUCCUGAAGGAAGGCACAUGUUUGUCUUUCAAGCUGAUCCACCAGAUGUCAGUAGAAUUCCUGUAAAUGAUGCUCUCGGUGUGACCGUCGUUUUGCUAACUUGUUCGUAUCGAGGCCACGAAUUUGUACGAGUUGGUUACUUCAUAAACAACGAAUACACAGAUGCUGAACUUCGUGAAAAUCCACCAGCGCAGCCACAAUUUGACAAAGUACAAAGGAACAUUUUAGGUGAUAAACCCAGAGUAACGAGAUUUAAGAUAAAUUGGGACGACAGUGGUGCAAGUACGUCGAGCAAUGGUAAUCAGGAAGAAAUGGAAGCACAGGGCAUUGAUGAUGUCAGAGAUCAUGAAAAACCAACUUCGAGUCUAGGUUUUACAGAAAACACACAAAACAGUAUGGAAGUGAUGUGAUCAAGAAUUUGAUGCCUUUGCUGCGCUCAACGAGACUUUAAGAUCCCUUUUCUUUUUCCCUCAUACACUCGAAAACUUUGUAAAAAACUUCCAUUUUUUACGGUAAAAAUGUACUUUUUUUCCUUUAUAUGAAAUAUUACCAAAUUUUGUUACAAAUGAUUUUGCAUGAUGCACUGAAUUGGAUAACCAAUAUCAACCUAAAGAUUCAUACGAGUUGAAUAACGAUAAAAACCAUGUAAAACGUGCGUGUUUCACGCUAAUGCUUGUGAGAAUAUUUGUUCUAAUUUCAUUAGUAAUUUCUAAAUUUAUUCUGUUGUAGUCUUGACAGAAAAGCGAGGCUUUUUGUUGAACUUUGUCGAUGACUUUUCGGCGAUAUAAUAGUAACUUUAAUUCAAGUGUCCAUCUUCUUGGCAAUUACAACUAAUUUAUUUAGUAUCUGUUAUGUCUAUUGAUUAUGAUUAUUAUUUAAAUAUUAUGGUGGCUAAAUUCCAUAAGCGGUCUUUGGAGUGGGAAAUUUGUUGAACAAAAAAAAAUGUUUCCUAAGCAUUAAAACUGCUCGACAAAAUGAAAUUAUGACUGCACCUGCAUCGUCAAUAUGAGCAAAAAAUCUAGAAGACUCGCUGAUUGAAUCGAGCCAAGAGUAGAUUCUAAGGCACCGUUCAAAUUUAGCCGAAAAAAAAGAGGAACAAUGUACAUAUAAUAUCGAUAAUUAAAGAAUUACACAAUAUGUUUUCUACCUAA